Durusdinium trenchii is the source of this 2359-nucleotide messenger RNA. Lineage: Eukaryota; Dinophyceae; Suessiales; Symbiodiniaceae. The record is from the annotation of a GenBank genome assembly.
AGCAUUUUGCUCGUUGAAUCAUUUUUCGCGCCCCUUUGGAGUCGUUCGCCAUGCCGACCAAACGUUCCCAACGUGCUACUGCUGCUGUGGUGGCUGGGGCUGCCGCCACCAUGUUGGCUCCUUCCUUCGUGGGCCCGUCUGCCUCAUCAAAGCUGAGCGCUGUGACGAGCGCCCCGGCGCCUGUGGCCGCAUCAGCGCCUGCCAGCGGAGUUGGUGCUGGAGCCAGCAUUCUCGGUGCAGGAGCAGCAGCUUUGGCAGCAACCGCGGCUGUGCGACCAACCAAGCGAUGCGCCAAGAAGGACAAGGCUGUUCGCCUCGCCACAGCAACCGAAGUGGACGUGGACACUGAGUGCAUCAAUGCCAUCCGCUUCUUGGCCGUGGAUGCUGUGAACAAGGCCAACAGUGGUCAUCCUGGUGCUCCCAUGGGUCAGGCACCAAUUGGAUACCUUCUCUUCGCUGAGGAGAUGCAGUACAAUCCUGAGGAUCCAAAGUGGGUGAACCGUGAUCGCUUUGUCCUCUCUUCAGGCCACGGCUGCAUGCUCCAGUACUCCCUCCUGCAUUUGGCCGGGUAUGACAGUGUCUCCAUCGACGACAUCAAGCAGUUCCGACAGUGGGGUUCCAAGACUCCAGGCCAUCCUGAGAACUUCGAGACUGAUGGCAUUGAAGUGACCACCGGACCGCUGGGCAUGGGCAUCUCCAACGCCGUGGGCCUGGCGGCCGCUGAGGCGCACCUCGCGGCAGUCUACAACAAGCCUGGAAUGGAACUCAUCGAUCACUACACCUACACCAUUGCAGGUGAUGGCUGCAUGCAGGAGGGCAUCUCGCAUGAGGCCUGCGCAUAUGCUGGCCACUUGGGGCUGGGCAAGCUUAUCGCCUUCUACGAUGACAACGGCAUCACCAUCGAUGGCCACACCGACCUCUCCUUCACCGAGGACGUGGGCAAGCGCUUCGAGGCCUACGGCUGGCAGGUCUUGGAAGUGCCGGAGGGCAACACUGAUGUGGAUGCGAUCCGGAAGGCCAUCAAGGAGGCGAAGGCCUGCACUGAUAAGCCCACUUUGAUCAAGGUGAAGACCACCAUUGGCUUUGGCUCGCCCAACAAGGCUGACAGCCAUGAUGCCCACGGAGCACCCCUGGGCGCAGAUGAGGCGGAGGCCACGCGAAAGCAGCUGGGAUGGAACUACGGUGAGUUUGAGGUGCCAGACCAGGUGUAUGACACCUUCAGGAAGCAUGCCAAGGCUGGCUCUGAGAAGCAAGCGGCCUGGAAUAAGAUGUGGAAGGAGUACCAGGAGAAGGAGCCCGAGCUGGCUGCGCAGUUCAAGCGCGCGGUGAUGGACCGCAAGCUGCCCGACAACUGGACCGAUGCGCUCCCCAAGGUGACUCCGGAGGACAAGGGCAAGGCCACCCGGCUCCACUCCCAGGACUGUUUGAAUGCCAUCGCCAACGUGCUGCCAGAGUUCAUGGGCGGCUCGGCCGACCUGGCUCCCUCCAACAUGACUUUGAUGAAGUGCACGGGCGACUUCCUGAAGGACAGCUACUCCGAGCGCAACAUGCGCUUUGGCAUCCGCGAGUUCGGCAUGGGCGCCGUGUCUAACGCGCUGUCCCUGGACAAGACAGGCAUCAUUCCUUACUGCGCCACCUUCACCAUCUUCACCGACUACAUGCGGGGCGCCAUCCGCAUUGCUGCCCUGUCGCAGGCAGGCACCAUCUUCGUGACCACUCACGACUCCAUCGCAGUGGGUGAGGAUGGUCCAACCCAUCAACCCAUCGAGACCUUGCCCUCCCUGCGUUUGAUCCCCGACCUCACCGUGAUGCGCCCCGCGGACGGCAACGAGACCGCCGGCGCCUACAAGUAUGCCGUGGAGCGCUCCAAGAACGAGUCCCGCCCCACGAUGAUGGCCUUCUCACGUCAGGCCGUGGACAAUUUGCCCAACUCGUCCAUUGAGAACACCCUGAAGGGUGCCUAUGAGGUGAUUGAGUGCGAAGAGCCAGAGCUGAUCCUGAUCGGCACUGGCUCUGAAGUUGGACUGUGCGUCGAUGCGGCCAAGAAGUUGGAGAAGAAGGUGCGAGUGGUCUCGAUGCCUUCUUGCGAGGUCUACAGGGAGCAGCCGGACAGCUACAAGUCCAAGCUGCUGCCAGCAGACGUGCCGAAGAUGAGCGUUGAGGCCGCAUGCACUUCUGGAUGGGGUGAAUUCGCGGAUGCCUUCGUGGGCAUCGACGUCUUCGGAGCCUCCGCGCCGGGCGGCACCUGCCUGGACAAGUUCGGCUUCAACGUGGACAACGUCGUCAGCUGCGCCGAGAGGUGCCUCUCGGGCGAAAAGGGCGCCCUGUCCAACGGCAGCCAGGGCAAGCAUUGAGCGAG